Messenger RNA from Mastomys coucha (southern multimammate mouse), 2675 nucleotides. It is a transcript of the gene Asb10, whose product is annotated as ankyrin repeat and SOCS box containing 10. The transcript is spliced from 6 exons. Gene Ontology annotation, cellular component: cytoplasm; nucleus. Gene Ontology annotation, molecular function: protein binding. Gene Ontology annotation, biological process: intracellular signal transduction. Lineage: Eukaryota; Metazoa; Chordata; Mammalia; Rodentia; Muridae. The record is from RefSeq and is a predicted model, not a curated record. The coding region runs from base 222 to 1622 and encodes 466 amino acids.
CCCUAGCUGCUGUUCCCCGCACCAAACUUUCCCAACAACCUAGCCCUUGGCCCAAGAUAGAUGUCAUGUGGAGCCCAGAAUAGCUCCUGUUGGCCAUCGUGGCCAGGUCGGGCUCCAACCAGGGACAUAAGGACCUCUGCUUCCUCUGCCUAUGGUUCUCUUUUCGUUCUCUCUGCCUGUGGUCUUUUCCUCUUCCCUUCUGAUACUAUCCCUUUCCCCAUAUGCUCAUGAGUUGGUCCCCAGAGGAGUGCAGGGACCAGGGAGAGGCUCGGGGGGACAGAUACAGCCUUUGUGCAAGGCUGGUAGAGAAGCCUGACAGAGGGUGUGAGGAGCACCUUGAGAGGGGCCCGGGACCUAUCAUCCGCACUGCUUCAGGACCUGCCCUUGCCUUUUGGCAGGCAGUACUUGUUGGGGAUGUGGGCUCUGUCUCUCGAAUCCUCUUGGACUCCAGCACUGGUCUGGCUCCUGAUUCCAUCUUUGAUACCAGCGACCCAGAGCGAUGGAGAGAUUACCGCUUCAACAUCCGUGCUCUGAGACUCUGGUCUCUGACAUAUGAAGAGGAGCUGACCACUCCACUGCACGUGGCAGCCAGCCGUGGCCACACUGAAGUUCUUCGGUUGCUGCUGAGACGUGGAGCAAAGCCAGACAGUGCCCCCGGGGGCCGCACUGCCCUGCAUGAGGCCUGUUCUGCAGGUCAUGCUGCCUGUGUCCAUGUGCUGUUGGUGGCUGGAGCAGACCCCAACACCCCUGACCAGGAUGGCAAACGCCCUUUGCAUCUCUGCCGGGGGCCUGGUAUCCUUGAGUGUGUAGAGUUGCUCCUGAAGUUUGGAGCACAAGUGGAUGGUCGGUCUGAAGAUGAAGAAGAGACCCUUUUGCACAUAGCUGCCCGGCUUGGCCAUGUGGAACUAGCAUAUCUGCUUUUGAAAUGGGGUGCAUGCCCCGACGUCCGCAAUUCUGAAGGUUGGACGCCACUGCUGGCCGCCUGUGAUGCCCGCUGUCAAUCCCCAAAGGAUGCCGAGGCCACCACCAACCGUUGUUUUCAGCUGUGCCACUUGCUGCUGUCGGUGGGAGCAGACGCUGAUGCGGCCAACCAGGACAAGCAGCGGCCCCUGCAUCUGGCCUGCCGCCAUGGUCACUCAGCUGUUGUACAGCUGCUCCUGUCCUGUGGUGUCAGCGCUAAUGCCAUGGACUAUGGGGGACACACACCUCUGCACUGUGCUCUGCUUGGUCCAACUACAGCGCUGGCUCCCAGCCCUGAGAACAUAGUUCGAGAUCUACUCAAUCACGGUGCUGUCCGAGUCUGGCCAGGGGCACUGCCCAAGGUGCUGGAUCGCUGGUGCAUGUCCCCACGGACCAUCGAGGUCCUGAUGAACACAUACUGUGUAGUUCAGCUUCCUGAGGAGGCCAAGGGCUUAGUGCCGCCUGAGAUUCUACAGAAGCACCAUGGAUUCUACUCCUCCCUCUUUGCCUUGGUGAGGCAGCCCAGGUCGCUGCAGCAUCUGUGCAGAUGUGCGCUCCGCGGUCACCUGGAGGGCUGCCUGCCCCACGCGCUACCACGCCUUCCCCUGCCACCGCGCAUGCUCCGCUACCUGCAGCUGGACUUUGAGGACCUGCUUUACUAGAUAUGUAUACCAUGUGCAUGCCUGGUGCCCAGAGAGGUCAGAAGAGGGUUUCAGAUUCCCUGAAACUGAAUUACAGAAGAUUGAGAGCUGCCAUGUCCUCUAGAAGAGCAGCCAGAGUGCUCUUUAAGGGUGGAACCGUUCGUUACUCUAUCUCCCUGGCCCCAUUUUAGGAAAGACCCGGUACUAGAUGUUCAGGGAUUCAGACCAUUUCUGCUUGUUCAGAUGUGAUGGGUUUGAGGGUAAAGGCAUCUGUCCUUGAUCCUAAAGUGUUGCUGACAGGGAGGUGGGUCUCUUCUGAUUGGGCAGGUAUGUCCUUGCUUUGUUCCCUGCAGGAAAACUCAUUUAGAAGGAGGGAGCCUGGGAUUCAUGAUAUCCUUGCUUCUCAAUUAGUCAGAUUAAAUAAUAUGCUUCCUCUCUAAACACAGAGAAGUCAAACGGAAACCAUGGCCGUGUGGCUCAGAGAGGAGCAGGACGUCUUCCAACUCUUUUUAAAUCCCGACUAUGCUCCCCCACUUACAAUGUGGUCUGAGUUUCACCCCAAAUGAAAGGGCAGGGAUAGAGUGUGGGCUGCAGCAGUUACCCCCAACAUGUGAUACUAGAUACUGAAUAUCAAAGACGGAAAGAAGCACUCUUAUGAGCCCAGCAAGGCCAGGGGCGGACUGAAGAUAUGAACGGGUUACAGAGCUCAGUAUCUGGCACACACUUGUGAGUGACUUGCAUGCUGGGAUUUAUUGGUACCAAAAUGUAAACGUCCACCUCUUCGCUAGCUUCAGCAGAACGUCUACUGCUCUGAGUAUUAGUGCUGGACAAUACACUCUUGGCUUGAAGUAGAUGACAUACAUUUUUGAGAUCAGAAGGUCUUUACCCUUGAGACUGUGAGAGUGCACGAUCCAUUUUGUGCCACAGAGAGUGGUAGGCUUGUUUAAGUGUGCAUGCACUAGCAGAACUUUGGGACAGAGAUAUUUCAACAUAUAUCCUUUUGAGCUUUUGAAAUUUUGUUCCAUGUGAUGUUAUUACCUAUGCAAAAAAUGAAUGCAAUUACUUUUAAAAAUG